This is a messenger RNA of Osmia lignaria (orchard mason bee), 6774 nucleotides long. Its product is annotated as organic cation transporter protein-like. Gene Ontology annotation, biological process: transmembrane transport. Lineage: Eukaryota; Metazoa; Arthropoda; Insecta; Hymenoptera; Megachilidae. Gene Ontology annotation, cellular component: membrane. The record is from RefSeq and is a predicted model, not a curated record. Gene Ontology annotation, molecular function: transmembrane transporter activity.
AGAAGGUAGAAAUUCUGCAUGCUCUGUUCUCUUCCUGUUUCACACUUUAAUUAAUCUUUUUUUUUUUCUUCGAUCGCUGCACCUUUUCAUACAUUCACGAGAUACCUGCCUAUUACAUGUACAGAUAGUGAAAGGGGGUGCAAUAGAAUAAAAAAUAAAUAAACUGGGUCAUGCACUCUAUACUAUGGCUUCAGAAACUGGUUUCACGUUCGAUGCGAUCCUAGAAACUGGAAUAAAUUAUAGUACAUUUUUUAACGAACGUAAAAACAUUAUUAAGAAAAUUGUUAUUCAGCUGUGAAUCAUGCUUUUCUUUGUGGGUGCAUAGUGCACAGGAUGCAACUGUGCAUUAAAGUGCAGUUGCAUUUAUUUUCUGAAUGAAACUUCAAUUUCAAUUUAGAAUCUUUCUUUUUUCCAGGAACUUUGUUUUAAUUCUGAAUCUAAUUUUAGAUGAUUAUACAAAACGAUUAUUAACAGUUAAGAGUGUUCACAGAUUGUUAUAAAACGUAAGGUAAAUCGUAAAGUACCUGACUGUUGAUAUUCGUAUCUUUAUGAUUUUAUUUGCACGGAAUAAUAAAUUUCACUUUCUAGAAUUAGUUCGCACGAAAAAGCUUGUUUUUUUGUUGCAAAAACAUCUUGUACGCAAGAGACAGGUUAACACCUUGUAUUGCGUUCAAAUAUAUCGUUCUCGUUACGUGCACGCUGUUAUCUUGGAACGCGAUCGCAAUUGUAAUAUCUCCAUUAUAUGGAGAUACUCGCAUCCUUUAUUUCUCUCGUUUUUAUCAAACAAUGUUAAUCCUAUCCGUUGCGCGAAUAAUUCUCGAGAGAAGAUCUUUUUCAUCCGGAUAGAUACAAGAUCCAACUGACAUCAAACUAGUAUCAAUAUUCUAAUCGUCUUCCGAUAAGAUUAGUCCUUAGUGUCUAGUAAAAAAUCAAUUUCCACGUAUACAUUGACCUAUUUCCGUCGUUUCGUGAUUUAACGAAAGAUAUCUCCGUUUUUGUUCCCUCGUUACGUGACGAAAAUGCGCGUGAGGAAAGAGAAAAGUGUCGAUGCUGAUAAAAUCAGAUCUUCGCAAAAAAAGGUCUGUCUGAGAGACGUAUAAUUAUGAGAAUCAUUCGAUUGUGAGUCAGCCGGUUGUUUACCUCACGUUCAUUACAAAUCUCGACGAGAAAGAGAGAUUAAACCGAUGACGCACCUUAUGCGUCUUAUACUGUAACUCUUCACGACGCACCAUGUGCGUCGUCUAAAGAUAUCGAUAUUAUCAGUCAAAAAUAUCAAAAAACAUAGGAAAAGGUGAAUGAAAAUUGCAAUUGAUAUUAGUUGAAAGUUAAAAUAAAUAAAUUAAUCGUUAAUAUGUUUCUUUUUUAACUAGAAAAAAGAUUCUAACGUCCUCGCUCGUCGAAACGAUGAUUUCGAGCAGCCGAAACGCUUACGUAAGAUUCAAGCACGUCGAUUCUUCUUCUUUUGUUCUACGUUCUUUCAUAUUUCCCGUUUAUCGUAAUUUAUUGCUUCAGAAAAUCAAUGCCUACCGAUUCGUUCGAGUUUCGAUGACGAUGAGCAGGGAAUACCUGAAACGUUUCAGGAAGAACCAGUGCUCGGUCAAAUCUAUUUCAAUUAUUCGUGCUAUUAUACUUUAUAUAACGAAGAAUAAUCAGCCUGUCUUUGUUCCAAGGAUCCACGGUGUUCAUCAAAGGCGCGUCUUUAAUUAGCAAAGCAAAUUUCACAAUAUUUUUGUUUAAAUAAUCACUAGUCAUUAACAUUGAAAAAAAACUCAGGUACAGCUAUUUUAAAAUUGAAAACAAUGUAAGAAAAUAAAUAAACGAAGGUUAGAAAAUAAAUAAGCUUUAUCUUGACAAAAGUAAUUUCCAUUUCGAGGAAAGCACUUUAUCGCUAUUGGUGAAAUACGAGGGACCAGAGUGAGUCUGAUCCUCUCUGUAUCACCCCCUUGCUAUGCUAACAAUACCACAAUAAAUUAUCAAAAUAAGUUAAGAAACAGAAAAAGAAAGAAAAUUUUCAUUUUGUAAAAUCUUAUAAGAAAUAGAUAUUUCAAUUGAAAUGAGUAACACUUAAUACUUGAUACAUUUAGUGUCAACAUUUUAAUGGCCAAUGAUGACCCAGAUACAUGAAAUGGCAUAUCCACUAAAAUUAUUUAAUCAAAACAAUGCGACGAUUACCGGCGAGUGCGAGAAGAAAUGAAUCGGUCACCAUGUUCAAUGCCGUUUGGAGAACAUUGAAUUCUGCUUGCAGGGGAAAAAGAGAGGGAGUACGUCACACCGUCGGUGGUUAUAUAGCCAGCUACGGGAACUGAUCGUUUCAGUUCUGAACACUUUGGUCAGGAUUUGUCUGCUUCACUAUUGUUUCCCGCCAAUAAUUCAUCUGAUUGUUUCUCCUACGCCACGAGUGCCCGGGGUGUCCUGAAUAGGAUUUUCCACGUGGUCGAAUCAUCGAAAGGCAAAACCGGAAGCAUGCGACCGUAAGUCCAAGAAUUUUGAGUUUAUACACUUUUGAAGAAAUCUUGAAGAAAAACUGGAGUCCUCAAAGCGUUUCAGCAAAUAAAAAGAAGGUAGAUCCUUCGAAUUUUGGACAAAAUGCCUCCGCAAGAGAAAUUUGACAGUCCUGUUCAUUUGGAGGAUGCACAGAAAAAUAAUGCAGAGGCUUGUCGAAAUCCGGUGGAGCCAGAGACACGAGGUUCUAUUAGGAAUGUUAAAGAGGAAGCAAUGGACAUUGACUUUGAUGAAUUAUUACCUUAUGUUGGUGAAUUUGGACUCUAUCAGAAGAUUCUGUUUAUCUUGAUGAUACCGUUCGCCUCGUUCGUCGCGUGGGUGUACUUUUCCCAGAUAUUCAUCACACUGACGCCGGAAGAGUACUGGUGCUGGGUGCCGGAACUGGAGGACCUCACUGUUGAUGAAAGAUUGUCUCUGUCAAUACCAAACGGUGGCAAAGGAUAUUCGAAAUGCAUCAUGUACGAUGUAAAUUACACGGAGAUCCUGUUAAACGGAAGUCGUUUGCCGGAUGCAUCGUGGCCAACUAAAGCUUGUCAACACGGUUGGGAAUUCAAUUACUCCGUCGUUCCUUACGCCUCUGUGGCGGCCGAGUUAGGAUGGGUAUGCGAGUACGAUGCACUGCCAACGAUGGCUCAGAGUAUCUUCUUCGUCGGCGCAAUUUUCGGAGGAUUGAUCUUCGGAUGGAUAGCCGAUCGAUACGGAAGAAUACCGGCGUUGAUCGGUGCGAAUCUUACGGGAUGUUUCGCAGGAAUUGCUACUGCGUUCACCAAUAAUUUCUGGCAAUUCACCUUGUGCCGUUUCUUCGUUGGAUUCGCCUUCGACAAUUGCUUCACCAUGAUGUACAUAUUAGUAUUGGAGUACGUUGGACCGAAAUGGCGAACGUUCGUAGCGAACAUGUCCAUAGCCAUAUUCUUCACUUUCGCCGCUUGUGUUCUACCUUGGAUCGCCUAUUAUUUGGCCGAUUGGAGAAUGACAUGUAUAGCCACGUCUGUUCCUCUGAUUUUGGCAAUGGCGGCACCGUUCUUGAUCCCGGAAAGUGCUCGAUGGUUGGUGAGCCAAGGACAAGUGGACAGGGCCAUCAAGAUCCUGCACAAAUUCGAGUAUAUGAAUGGCACCAAGGUGCCUGAUGAUAUCUACAAACGAUUCCGGGAAACCUGCGAGAGGAUAUGUAAAGAGGAGGAAGCUGACAAAACGUAUUCUGUGUUGGAUUUAUUUAGGACUCCACGGCUAAGAAAAAUCACUAUUUUGUUUAUUGUCAUAUGGAUGGCGGUCUCUCUGGUGUUCGAUGGUCAUGUACGAAACGUCGAUAAUUUAGGCUUGAACAUGUUCGUGACUUUUACGAUCGCCGCAGCAACCGAGCUACCUGCUGACACCUUCCUCACGGCUGUCCUUGAUCGAUGGGGUAGAAGAUGGCUCGCAUGCGGAUCUCUCGUCAUUUCCGGAAUCUUCAGCAUUUGGGCUUGCGCGGUUUCCAACAAUAUUUACACAGCCACUCUGGCUAUCCUGGGUCGAUUUUGGAUAAACAUUUCUUAUAACAUUGGCCUUCAAUAUGCGGCUGAAGUGUUGCCAACAGUCGUCAGAGCACAGGGUGUUGCCCUUAUACACAUAAUGGGAUACGUAGCAAGCAUUCUAUCACCCUUCGUCGUGUAUCUCGACGUUGUCUCAUCCGUUCUACCACUUAUGGUGUUGGGUAUCCUUGGUAUCCUCGCUGGUUUCGUCACUCUUUUCCUUCCUGAAACCCUGGACAAGGAUCUUCCUCAAACCCUCCAGGAUGGGGAGAACUUUGGGAUGGAUCAGAAGAUGUGGGACGCUCCUUGUUUCGGAAAGAAACACGAGGACGAAGAAACACCACCUGUAGCCAUGUUUAGGUCCAUUUCUAGGGACAGUAUUAGGAACUCGAUGAGAGCCUCUCUUCGUGGUGAAGCCAUGAGAAGCAGUAUGAUACGAAAAUCCAGCGUGAGAUCGAGAAAAGGUGGAGACUCGGUCACAGAGGUGGAAAAAUUUUAGGGAAUUUCCUGUAGAAAAUGUUAGUUAUAUUGAUCUCGAUCGAAGGAUCCUUAUAGUCUUCCAAAAACCGUGUGCCAUCAGCGUUGACCAAGUACCUUUUUCUAUUAGUUUAUUGUUAAAUUUUAAUUUAGUAUAAUUAGUUUGGUCAGUGCUGAUGAUUUGCCACCAUGGUUUCUUGUAUAUACGUAUAAUCAUGCCUAGAUCGACGCUAAAAGUCACUGAAAGCCUCGAAUGUGCAGUUUGAUGUCAGAUUUCAGGAAACAGUGACAGUAUAGAAUUUUUAUUUCAAUAUGUAGCAUUCGUAGGUACAUAAUUUGUAAUAAGAUUCGACGAAGGUUGUUGGAUUUCUUCUAAAAUUUUUCCAACACCUGUUUCCUAUCCGUAGCAUGAAUAAGGAUGAGGAUUAUCUUCUUACAUCUUAGAUCUGAUGACGUAUCUGCCGUCUUUAUUUGUACAUAUAUUAAUUCGCUCUCGUGGAUCAUUGAUAAAAUGAUUCUUAACCCUUUUUCUAAGACGACACCUGUAUGUAUAUAGUGUUAAAUUAAUAUAUAAUAGAAUCACAUUAAUGAAACAUUGAUGAUGUACGUAUCAUUGUUAGACUUUGAAAUUCUUAUCUGUUGAUAAUUUUUUUAUCGCUGAUUUUAGCAUUUUGUGAUACAGCAUCACUUGUAUAUUAUUUAACAGUAUUUGAAACGGAGGAAAACUGGUGCUGCUUUAAUUUUUAAUUGGUAAUGAUAGAAAUUGUAAUUCCAAAUCAUUUCUCCGAGCACAAUAUUAAUAUUAAGUAUUAUUUUCAAUACUAUUGUUGAUAGAUAGUGUUAGGAUAUUUGUAAGAAUUUUAAAUAAAUAGAUACUAAAACGAUCGUUCACAAUUUUACUAAGAAUAUAAGUUCUUUUUUAUAUUUUGCAACACGUUUUCCAUUUUCUAGAAAAUUUUUCUAACAAAUCUUGGAUUACUCGAAUAUUUAACAAUCUACUCAUUAAUCUGGAUCUAAAAGCAUUCAUGUGUUCAAUGUUAAGAUUCAACAAACGGUAGUUCGUGACCUUUAUCAGUACCUAAUUAAUAUUGUGAUGCAAUAAAAAAUGUGCAAUCAAAUCCCUUGACUAUGAAGUGUUUAAUAUUGUCACCGUGGAUUUAACAGAUUAAUUUGAUCUUUUAUAAAUAUUUUAUAAGUAUAAAUAAAAUAAUUUAAUUUCAACGUCGAAGUGGCAGAUUAUUUCUAUUAAUAGCCUCAUUAACAGAUAACUGAGUGCAUAUUAGUAUCAGGAAUAAUAUUGGAUUAGACUAUUGUAAAUAUGUAAUGAAAUCUAAUUAGUCUCGACAGGAAUUAUUAAUUGAGACACGCGUGUCUAUUUCCGUCUCUAUAAAUUUUUAUUUUGCUAUUUUCAUCUUCUUAUUUCUCAAUUUUGUGAAUUCUAAUGCAAUAAUAAACUACUUCUGAUCCACUUAAGCCCUGAAAAACGAGAUUGCAUCGUACGAAACGGAAGAAUCCAAUUAAAGCCUUCGUCAACUAACAACGCGCUGCAAACAAGAUUUCCUUUUAACGAUUGUUUAAUUACUCUAUCAACUACUUGCUUACCAGCAACACUGAUAGUGAAUCCAUUUUUUAUCGAUAAUAACGAAGAUAACAUUAAAACCUCCUUACAUAAUGUAUCUUUAAAAAAAAUAAUUUUUUUAUUGAAAUAUCCAUUAUUUAUAUUCCAACAAAAAUAAAAAUUUUAAAUCGUCAUCAAUACUUGGUCCUGAGGAGAUGUAAAUAAAAUAAAAAUUACCAUGGAAUACAUUGUGACAAAGAAAAUUCAUGCUUAUUCCUAAGUAAGGGAUCGAUUCCCCUUCGAUCCCAGUAGAUUCUGUUUCAUUACAUAUUCAUGACACGCGAGUACUGUGAAAUACGGCCAUUUUUCAAGAACAAAGUGUUACAUAAAACAAAGCUAGACAGUUCCUCUGUGUUUUCUUUUCCUUUUUUUUUCCUUUCUUCUCUUAAUAAAGGGUGGCAUCGUCUAGGUCGACGCGACGGUGAAAGCAUUUUCAUUUUUACAUCGGGUUGUGCAACUGCCUCGACGACGAUGCAACGCGAAACCCACGGAUUCCAUUCGUGUUAUUCAUUGUCGGUAAUCCAUCAAGGCAGACGGGAUCGUUAAUCCUUUCGAGGAUCCGGUGUCGUGACAAUUCGAAGUCUUUGUUGAAAAAUGAGUAGAUGCAACAAAUAUGAUUCUCCAAUGGGGUUGUUAUGAAAAUUCGAACAUCCAUUGUCGUCGAACGAU